Babesia sp. Xinjiang is the source of this 579-nucleotide messenger RNA. RefSeq lists its product as uncharacterized. NCBI's taxonomy places the organism in Eukaryota, Apicomplexa, Aconoidasida, Piroplasmida, Babesiidae. The record is from RefSeq and is a predicted model, not a curated record. The coding region runs from base 1 to 579 and encodes 192 amino acids. The transcript has 4 exons.
AUGGUAGAGCCAGGAUUUGUUUAUUAUCGCAAAAAGGAGUUGACGGACGACCGAUUUGAAAACCUUGCGGUUAAGUCAACGAAAAAAAAAGGACAAAAGCAGAAUGCACCAAAGGCUAAAGCACGUGGGGAACCAGAAGUCAAGAAAGAUAGGGUGCUCUGUGGAUGUGGAGGGCAUCUGCAUAAGUGUUUUAGCAACUGCAUGGGUUGUGGCAAGAUUUUAUGCGUAAAAGAAGGUGCUGGACCUUGCUUCCACUGCAAUACGUUCGUAUUCGCUGUUUGUGAUGCCGAUAUGGUCCCAAGGGAGUAUGCUGAUGACCCGGAAUUUCAGAAAGCUAUUGAGUUACGCGAUCGUUUGCUGGCCCAGGACGAUGACUAUGCCGCGCAAUCGCUGAAAGUACACGAUCUACAUACAGAUUGGUUCCGUGAAGCGAAUAGUGUCUUCAAUGAGAACGCUGACCAAGCUCGCUUGAUGUAUUACCAAGAAGAAGCCAGAAAACGUGCCGAAGCCGCGGUACAGCAUGUUGAUAUAGACCUGAGCACUGGACAAAUAACCAGUUCUAGCAAACAUAAUAAAUAA